AGGAGCCGCCGCGCAGCCCUUGCCCCCCUCGCCGCCCCCGACGCUUCUGGAUGAGGUGGAGCUGCUGGACCUGGACAGCUUAGCCGCCUGGCGGGACGAGGAGGAGUACACCUGGUUGUAUGUUAGCUCCUCAAAGACGUUUGCCUCAUCAGAGAAAUCCAUGAGUCCUUUGCAGUGGUGUAGACAUGUCCUGGAUAAUCCAACUCCCGAGAUGGAAGCAGCAAGACGUUCCCUGUGCUUUAGGCUGGAGCAAGCUAGCCGAUGGCAGAAUCUCUUCUCUUCAGCUGUCUCACUGGCUUUUCCUUAUAGUCCUGUUGCAAGACUCAGCCCUUAUAACAAUGGCAUUAAUACUCCCAGCUUCUCUAAAACCUCAAAUAAAGCAAUACUAACACCUGAAAGAACAGGUUACACCUCCAGAGGCUCUCCUCUCAGUCCGCAGUCCUCUAUAGACAGUGAGUUGAGUACUUCAGAACUGGAGGAUGAUUCCAUUUCCAUGGGAUAUAAGCUACAAGACCUCACUGAUGUUCAGAUCAUGGCUCGACUGCAAGAAGAAAGUCUCAGGCAAGAUUAUGCUUCUACUUCAGCAUCUGUGUCAAGACAUAGUUCCAGUGUGUCAUUGAGUUCAGGAAAAAAGGGGACAUGUAGUGAUCAAGAAUAUGAUCGAUACAGUCUGGAGGAUGAGGAAGAAUUUGAUCAUUUACCACCACCUCAACCUCGACUUCCAAGAUGCUCGCCUUUCCAAAGAGGAAUUCCCCACUCACAGACUUUCUCUAGCAUUCGGGAGUGUAGGAGGAGCCCCAGUUCUCAGUAUUAUCCUUCCAAUAACUACCAGCAGCAACAGUAUUACUCACCUCAAGCCCAAACUCCAGAUCAGCAAUCAAAUAGGUCAAAUGGAGUUCCAUCACCAGGACAGCUUCAACACAGAGUCCACAGUGUGGGACAUUUCCCAGUGUCUGUCCGACAGCCUCUUAAAGCCACAGCCUAUGUGAGUCCAACUGUUCAAGGCAGCAGCAACAUGCCUUUGUCCAAUGGCUUACAGUUGUACUCCAACACAGGAAUCCCCACACCAAACAAACCUGCAGCUUCCGGGAUCAUGGGCCGCAGUGCACUUCCAAGACCUUCAUUGGCAAUAAAUGGGAGUAACCUGCCUCGAAGCAAAAUUGCACAGCCUGUUAGAAGUUUCCUUCAGCCUCCAAAGCCUCUGUCUUCACUCAGCACUCUGAGGGAUGGAAACUGGAGAGAUGGUUGCUACUGAUGCAGUUUUUACAUACCCUUGAAGAACAGGGAGAAAGUAAAAGAUGAGGGUUGUGUUACCUAGCUGGCUAGGUAACAGUGGAUGUUGGGAUAUUCUUUCCCUUUUGCAUUUUAACAUAUUUACUGCAUUGUUUUUCAAUGGACCAAUCACCAGAGACUAAUUAUUGCACUUAAAUAUUUGCCUGAGAUACUGCAACAUUUUCAAAUCCCUGGUUGCAGUAUUGUGAUACUUAGAUCUAGAAAGUUUUUGUAGAACUGCUAUGUACCUGAAUACUUUUUGAGAAAAUUAAGAUGUAUCAAUAAUGCUUUGCCAUAUGAGUUUUUUAAAGUAACUUGUUCAAUUUACUUACGUGUUCUAAACAUCUUUUUUCCAUUACAUGUUCUGUAUUUUAAUACAUCACAUAUUUACAACUAGGUUCUAUAACUUAUGUUUUGAAAUUUAAUUUUUUUUAUAGUUUACAGGAGUUUUAUUUUUUGCACCUAUUUCUUUUUACAAACCUAUGUGAACCACUAUGGAACAACUUAAAAUUUUGUGCCAUAAAAAUAUUUUUGUGGUAAGGUACUAUUUUUUUAGCUCUAGGGAUAUAUCAGCAAAAAUACAUCAUACCAUUUGAGAGACAUAAUUUUAUGUUGAAUGAGCACAAGAUAUUCUGAAGCAUUGAAAGGAGACAGACAGCAGAGUUAAAUGGUCUCGUCUUUUUCUGUUUUUCAUUGUUAAUUUAUUGUCAUACGUGAGUUUCAUAUUUUUAAUGGCACCACAAGCUCAUUGCACUUAAAACUUGCAAUGUUUGCUGCUCUACCACAGUUGGUUUUUCAAUACUUUAUUACAAAGGAUGAAACUGUAAUGUUUUAUUAACAUUGCUUCUGGAAAUGGAUGCAUUUUAAAGCAAAUAAAUCUUUUUGAUAAACCUUUUACAAAAUCCGUUUGCACUAAUGAAUGCUUUCUUAUGGUAUAUGACUUAAUAUUUGUUACUGUGUACACUGCUGUUUUGGAAUGUUCAGAAAUAAAGACUCUAUUUCAACAAUAUCAGGUCAUGCAUGAAUGUACAAUAUGAACAGCAUAAAUACCAUAUGUAUGUUUCACUACAAUUUUGAAAAUGUUUAUUGUUGCUAUAUUCUUGUACAGAGCAUUAAUACCUAAGAAGGUAGGCUUAUAAUAUGCAUAUUUAAUAUGCAUAUUUGUGAUUACUAUUUCUGAUUUCUCGAAAACACUUCUAGUAAGAAAUUCCAAGUUUUAAUUUUACAGUGAGAUUUAGGUCCCAUUUACAAAGGCCACUAACACAUAAAUAGCAAUAGCCCUGAACACAUGCAGGGAAGAACACGCCACUUGAAAUUUUCCUAUUUAUUGGGGUCAAUUUUUUAAUUCUUGUUUCAACAUAUGUAUAUAGCAAAACAUUUGCCAAUUCAACAAUUUUAGCAUGUAUAAUUCAGUGACAUUGAUUAAGUUCAUCAUGUUGUAUAACCACCACAACU
Trichechus manatus latirostris (Florida manatee) is the source of this 2727-nucleotide messenger RNA. It is a transcript of the gene SLAIN1, whose product is annotated as SLAIN motif family member 1. Lineage: Eukaryota; Metazoa; Chordata; Mammalia; Sirenia; Trichechidae. The record is from RefSeq and is a predicted model, not a curated record. The transcript is spliced from 7 exons. Gene Ontology annotation, biological process: positive regulation of microtubule polymerization; microtubule nucleation; cytoplasmic microtubule organization. Gene Ontology annotation, cellular component: microtubule plus-end. Bases 161 to 1255 code for a protein of 364 amino acids.